Darwinula stevensoni is the source of this 1194-nucleotide messenger RNA. The record is from the annotation of a GenBank genome assembly. NCBI's taxonomy places the organism in Eukaryota, Metazoa, Arthropoda, Ostracoda, Podocopida, Darwinulidae.
AUGACGCACUUCACUCCGAACGCCAGGCAGACUGUCACCCGAGAACCUCCGGAGUGCAAGUUGACUGAAUUGGGCACUGAAUACAUUGGGAGGCAGAACAUGGACGUAUCAGGUUCUCGAUGCACCCCUUGGGAAUUUGUUUUCAGCAGUCUCACUGAUAUGUAUCAAGCUAUACCUGAUUCAAAGGGCAUGGAGAAGGAGCACAACUUCUGCCGCAACCCAUAUGGAGAAUUUGAUGUUCCCUUCUGCUAUGUCAAUAAAGAACUCAAAGCCUGCGAUGUUCCCUUCUGCCCAGAUAUUCUAGAAGACACCACAGGGAAUGUUGGCAACGAGGGGAAUGUGUACCCUGAAUGCCUUCUGUCAAAGAAAGGGAAGGAAUACGUAGGAACCAUGAGUAUCACCGAGACAGGAAAAGAUUGUCUUCUGUGGGCCAACCAAGUUGAUGAUAUGCCUUGGGAUUUCUACAUGACGCAAUUUAAGCCAAAAGACAACUCAUGGGAAAAAUCUUAUAAUGGCUAUGAAAAAAGAUACUUGUUCUUGAAUGGUGACGUAAAAAUACACAAGAACUACUGUCGGAACCCUGGGCCGAACAGAAAAAAGCCAUGGUGUUUCGUCGCCGGCGUCGACGUGAAGUGGGAGUACUGUGACAUUCCCUUCUGCCAUGAUAUGAAUUCGCCAAAUUGCAAGCUGACGGCUAUGGGAGGAGAAUAUGUUGGAAAACUGAAUGUCACCAUUUCGGGGCUUUCGUGUCAACCCUGGGUGACAACAUUUUCCGCGAGUGAAAGGUUGAAUUACGCGGCAACUUCGAUGUUCCCUGAAGAAAUUGACUCAACUAACAACUUUUGCCGCAGUCCUAACCUAAAUGAUCCCAACUGGCGGAGUCCUUGGUGUUACAUAGAACCUUUGCCCCAAGGGAAAUGGGAAUUUUGCGACGUUCCCUUUUGCCUCACAAAUGAAGAAUGUGACAUACGAGUCGAGGGAAAAUGCGUCGAUAUUGGCAUGGACGAACACAAUUUAUGCCGUAAUCCUAAUGGAGAAUUCGAUGUUCCCUUUUGUUAUGCGGAUGGUGAAAUGAAAGCCUGCGACGUUCCGUUCUGCCCAGGUGUUCUAGAAGACAUCAGAGCGAAUGUUGGGAUCGAAAGGAACGUGUACCCUGAAUGCCUUCUGUCGACGAAAGGGAAGGAAAAUACGUAG